GCGGCAAAUUAACAGGCUGUGAGCUGCGGAUGAGAGCAGCAGAGACCUCACUUAUCCAUCCAUCCUGCUUUACCUUACGCCCUUUGACGCUCUCCUUUGGUCUGUGCUGAGAUGUCAGUUCUGGACGUUUCGACUCCGCUCUUCCUCUUCCUGCUCUCCAUCCUGUUGCCGGGCUACGGUUGCUGGGCGGCGGACGUUCCAGAGGACACCACAUCGGAGUUUUCGGUCAGACUGUACCACCGGCUGCAGGCUGCAGGGGGUCAGGAAAACAUCAUUUUUUCUCCACUGAGUGUGUCUGUUGCCCUCGGUAUGGUGGAGCUGGGAGCCCGGGGGGCUUCACUGGAGGAGAUACGAGAGGCUGUGGGAUUCAGUCACUUACUGCCUGGUGUGGAGUUCUCCUUGCUCCAGAACUUGACAGAGGCGCUCUCCGAUGAUGACGCCCACUACGUGAUCCGGUUUGCAAACAGCCUCUUCCUGCAGGAAGGUAUCAGCUUUAACCCAGACUUUCUACACCUGAUGAAGAAAUACUUUCAGGCUGAAGUGGAAACUGUGGAUUUCAGCGAAUCUCCGGUGGUUGCCGAACAGAUCAACAACUGGGUGGAGAAUCAUACAGAGAGUAAGAUUCGUUCACUGCUGUCAGCCGAUGAUUUCAGUAGCAUCACCCGUCUCACUCUGGUGAACGCCGUCUAUUUCCGAGGAUCCUGGAAAAAUCAGUUCAGACCAGAGAACACCAGAACCUUUUCCUUCAGCAGAGAUGAUGGCUCGGAGGUCCAGACCCUGAUGAUGUACCAGCAGGGAGACUUUUACUACGGUGAAUUCAGUGAUGGCUCCCAGGAGGCUGGCGGUGUGUACCAAGUCCUGGACAUGCCCUAUGAGGGAGAGGACAUGUCCAUGAUGAUCAUACUGCCCCGGCAGGAGGUUCCUCUGGCUUCCCUGGAGCCCAUCAUUAAAGCACCACUGCUGGAGGAAUGGGCAAAUAAUGUUAAACGACAGAAGGUGGAGGUGUACCUGCCUAGGUUUAAGGUGGAGCAGAAGAUUGAUCUGAGAACCACGCUGCAGGAGCUGGGAAUUACCAAAAUCUUCACCGAUGAUGCUGAUCUCUCUGCCAUGUCAGAUGGUAAGGACCUGUACAUUGGAAAGGCAGUGCAAAAGGCUUACCUGGAGGUGACGGAGGAAGGUUCAGAAGGAGCUGUUGGAUCUGGAAUGAUUGCCUUGACCAGGACUCUGGUGCUGAACCAGCAGGUCAUGGCGGAUCAUCCAUUCUUCUUUGUCAUCAGAAACAGAAGAACAGGCUCCAUUCUGUUCAUGGGCAGAGUCAUGACUCCCGAAGUCGUCGAGCCCUUCGACCACGACUUUGACUCCAUUUAGACGAGACGCGAGGCUGCUCUGUCAAUCAAAUCCUGACGUCAUAAAUGCUACCUAUUCUCUAUCACCAUCCUCAGCUGUGUUUUAUACUCUUUACAAAGAAUAUAUAUUAUCCUAGUACAAUAUGAUAUAUGAUGAAACUUCGACAUACAGCAUACUGUAUAAUGUGACAGUGUUUUUAUACUGGGAGCUUUAAAUUCUUGGAUACAGACACACAGACAGGUAGAUGUAAAUAUUCACUAGUAAAGUGCUGUUUGUAUGAGCGACAGGGACACACUGUACCUAAUCCAUGCACAUCCCCUUUAAGUUCAGCUCAGGAGCUUCUGCUUCUUACUCACCUGCUACAAAACAUAUGACACUCAAAAUGUACUCAACUUAAGAGCAACACUUCAGUUAUAUUUCUGUAUGAUUAGCGUUAUGUUUUAUAUGCAUAAAUUUGCUUACUAUUUAUUGCAGAAAAAACUGCAAACGUUGCGUUCCUACAAAAUAUCUUAGUAUUGAGACAUUUUCUGUCUGCUGUAGGCACAUGGCUUAGCUCCUGAGGAAAUAUUAUGCCUUAUCAUAUGUGAAUGGUUAAUUGAACCUGAGUUGGGCAUCUUACAGGUAAGCCGAGGGGAUUGUGUAACUAGGCCAGGUUGCUAUGGCGAUGGACCAGAGGAUGAAGGUAGAUCUGCAGCACUCUUGUGGAUGUACCUUUAGCAGGAAACAGUGACACCAGCUGUAUAUGAUUCUUUUAUUUGACCAAACAUGAAUGUGUUUCCAUUAAAAUCUCUCUAUAUAUAUGGACAUA
Molecule: messenger RNA, 2155 nt
Organism: Xiphophorus maculatus (southern platyfish)
Lineage: Eukaryota; Metazoa; Chordata; Actinopteri; Cyprinodontiformes; Poeciliidae
Gene: serpini1
Product: serpin family I member 1
Exons: 9
Coding region: 112-1368 (418 amino acids)
Biological process (GO): negative regulation of endopeptidase activity
Molecular function (GO): serine-type endopeptidase inhibitor activity
Source: RefSeq, a predicted model, not a curated record